Molecule: messenger RNA, 4121 nt
Organism: Chlamydomonas reinhardtii
Lineage: Eukaryota; Viridiplantae; Chlorophyta; Chlorophyceae; Chlamydomonadales; Chlamydomonadaceae
Exons: 6
Coding region: 736-1926 (396 amino acids)
Source: RefSeq, a predicted model, not a curated record
AAUUGUAUCAUUAGCAGCCGAGGUCAGCGUCCUUGCCGUAUGCCGGGUGGGGCUCUAUAUGCCGAUGCCAACGACAAGUCAUACAUCGUGGAUGUAGGGCGGCAACGCUUCCCAUCAGAGCCUCCCAGCUUUCCAAAACAACUGUUGCAUAUGUCGGGGCCACUUCUGUCAUAGGAAGGGUAUGACGACAAAGCAGCUAAGCGGAUGGCAACGGGUUUGGGGAGGGGCAUUCACAGGGUGCGGGAAGUCUUUCCGGGGUUGCCCUGGGCGCCGUUAGCAACAAACAGCACGCGGUUACAGUACGCGUUCAAAAAUACAACAUUAUACAGCACGUUGCCUGAAGGCCUGGCACGUGAAGGAAAGGGUUAUCUGCGCAAAAUGGGGCCUGUACAGGUGCCCGUGUGAACUCGAAUUUCCCAGCUGUAUUAGUACAGAUAUAGUGUCGAGUUCAUUCCAGCCUAAUAGGAUAGCUAGGUCGACAGGGCUGGCUCAGCGUUUUCCGGGUGGGGAAUAUUAAGCAGGCACUCAUAGUUGUGGUGCGUGGCCCUCUAGUUCUCUGCAUAACAUAUUAAUGCAUUGCAAACAGCUCGAGGGAUAAUUGGCUUCAGCUGGACAGCGAGUCGCGUGGGCGGGGCAAGAGCCCGCUACGCCAGCUACACAAUGAUGCAGUGCGGCUCGUGCGCUUCUCAAAAUGACUGUGCUUCAAUUUGCGGUGGAUGCUCAAGACUUCGCAACAUGGCUGCGGCGAUGCCCGGCGUCAAGCUCGGCCUCGACGAGUACAAGUCCCUGAAAUCGAAGUUUGCGACUCUCCUGGUAAAUGCAGAGGACAUGGCAGCGCUGGCCUGCGGCUGGUUCAAUGAGGAGGAAUUCGCCGGCCGCAUGAGGAUGUACGAGGCGGCUGUGCUGGCGCGCAUACGGCAAGCCGGCGUCGCGGCCCAGCAGUGCGCGGCGGAGGUGGUGGCGGCCGCGGAGGUGGCGGCGGCUGAGGGUGCAACGGCUGGCGGCGGCGGCGGCGGUGGCAACAACGUAAACGACGCACACGCCUUUCCCUCCACACCGGUGCAGAUGGAUUGCUCGCUGGUGCCCUUCCGCGGCGGUGUGUGGCUUAUGUGCUCAUUGUGCUACGGCCAUGUAGACGAGCAGGGUGCGCUGCACACCUCCAAGGUAUACUGCGUGCGCUUCAGUCAAGCCGACCCCACAGGCGCAGACACCAUCGAGACGCCGCCCUACGGCCGCGCCAGCACGGGUGCUCUGCGUGCCGCCCGCGCCGCCAUCGCCGCCUUCGCCGCCGACCUGCCCGGCGCCGGCCUCCACGUGGCGGUGCUCCGGCUGGGCCAGGGCCUGCUGCCGCUGCUGCACGACUCCCGCAUGACCAUGGCGCUCCGCGGCGCCGCCGCCGCCACCGCCGCCGGCGGCUGCCAGGUGCACCCGUCCAGCGCCUACCGCCGCGUGUUGGCGGCGGCGGCGGCGGCCGAUGCCGCCAACGAGGCGGCGGCGCGGCAGCGCCGGCAGGAGCAGCUGCAGGGGCAGCGGCAGCAGCUGCAGGUCGCCGACCAGGAGCCGGCGGCGGCGGGAACCGCAGGCCCCUCGGCCGCGGGAAGAGGUCAGCAGGCGUCGGCCGCAACGCCUGCCGGCCACGGCGGCGGCGGCGGCGGCGGCGGCCGGAUGCUGAUGGCGGCGCCGUCGCCGAGGCCGAUGCGUGCCGAGCCUGUGGACGCAGAUGACUGCUUGUUGGGGUACCUGAUCGGCAACAGCAGGAGCGCCCCCGGCGGCGGUGCCUUGGGUUUGGGUUACGGUGGCUCGGCGGCGGCGGCAGCGGCAGCGGGAGCAGCAGGCGCCGCGGCGGGCGCGGCGGCAGGCGCCGCCGCCGGCGUUGCAGCCGCUGCAUCAGGCCGCACGGGGGGCAUAUCCCCCAUGCAGUGUUAGACCUCAGGGAGGAUGUCAGGCAUCAGCAGGGCCUGGCUAGCUAGCUGGCGCGGCAGAGAUGGUGAAAUAUGAUGCCAUGGGAAUUAUUUUGAUUAUGAUUAUGAUGAUGUCUUGCACCAGACCUUCAGAUCAGACGCGCUCGGGGUGAGGUGCUCACAAGCUUAGGCAGCCCAGCCAAGCGUGCAUAACAUUUUGCAGUUGGCGACCUCAAUUGGGUGUCAUCAGCAUCUGUGUCGCACUUGACAGAACGCCAGCAGACAGAGGUGCAGGCAUCGCGUUUGUUACUGGCGGUGCAGGCUACAUACACAAGCAAAGGCACGGCAUUCAAACAUGCACUUUAUUGAAAUCCGCCCCUACACGUUUGUUUUGCAGUCAUAAGCUAGGUCAUGCGCUUUUUGGAUGUUUGGCUUGGGUGAACCCAACAAAUGGGCUUUUCUGCUGGGUAGCUGGCACACCCGGCGUACACACGUCACACACGCGACCCCGUAUGCUUGUACGGCAGCGGUGAUUGGUGUUCCACACUUCCAAGUAAGGGGCCACAGUUCAGUCAUCAAGGUAGACAGACGUAGCAAUCUUUUGUUCUAGAGUUCGCCGAGGACCUCAUUUUAGGGGCCGCCAGGAGACGCAUACACACAGGCACUCGGACCGUUGCGGAACUGCGGUGACACACAGCACGCAUCGGCGGGUGUUUCGAGUUUUCAGAGCACUGGGCGUUGAUUGGUGUUGCAUCGGAUGUGUCGUCAGGGCAGAAUGCGCUUGGUAAUGGAGCGCGGCGCGCAACAUUGAAGGUGUCGUAACGCACGCUCAGAAUUAAGGGGGGGCCGGCGUGUUGUUGUUCUUGUUAUUGUUGUUGUUGUUGUUGUGCCGCAGGGGCCCGCCCUUCCCUGGUGCCGUGAUCUCUUCAUCUCGAGCCCUCCGCAUGGGCGUUCCUGUUUUGAGCUGAUCAUCAGAGUGAUACGAGUCGUGUCUGUUGAUUGACAUUUUGACAAGUUUCAAUGCGCUAUGGCCUGCGCGCGCUAAGUGUUGCGGACGGAUUCACACGGGGAGCAAGGAAUGGGCCAUCCAUGGCACAGGCGGUCCUUGGCGUAAAGGGCACGUACGGCAGCGGUGCUUUACUCGGGCUUCCUUACACGUGUUACGCACAGCUGAAGGCCCGACUAUAACGGCUGCUAUUAGGGAGAGUUUUUGCAAACGUCCCUAGGCUGCAAUGUGUGAGGAGUGUGCCGGACAGAGCGCAGGUGGCUCGGUGGAGGGGCACGCAGGACAGGCAGCCAGCGAGCGCGUGUGAAACCCCACUACUGCUGCCCACGCAGGGGUGUACCUGUGUAUGGUGAUUAAUCAUUGAUGGCCCCGUGUGCAGGGUACCGUAUUGAGGGCGGGGAGGGGUGGCCGGGUGGUUGGUAAUAGCUUGCUCAUGUCCAGUCCCAAAUUUAAAAUGUUUAGAUCCAUAACAUGUAGCCAGGGCACAGAGCACGGACAAGUAAGGAGCAGGCGGGGGUGGGUGAAAUGGUGCGAGUAACCUUGAUAUGGGUGGUGCAUUGUGCUGGUGCAUCCUUCGCCCGGCAUGAGGCCAGCCACAUGCGCGUAUGUGUGCGUGCACGUAAUGGAGGGGGCGGGGGUACUUUCGAGGCGGGGGCCGCACGUGUGCCAGGGGUCUUCUUGAUUGCAGGGGUAGAAUUCAUUACUGUUGGGUUUGUUGCCUGCUGUGCUUUUGCUUGACAGCGGGACGACGCGGCUGAACGCAUGGCGGGCGGUGCAGCUGUACAACCGCGCUGUACAACCCGUCCCGGGCUAUGUCCGGGGGAUGAGGUAGUUUGAAGAAAACCUGCGGCCGCAGACGUUGCAUCAACGUGGCGUGGCGACAUAGCCGCCCACUUUCCCCUUCGAGAGGGAGAGCCCUUUCUUGUCAUGAUUGCAGCUGUCGCUUCUGUCGCGCACGUCGCAUAGGUUCUGCCACCAGGCCGUGCUGCUCUGGGUGGGUGUCGCCUUGCUUGGCGGUGUCAGCAGCUGCACUGUGACGCGCGGUUUGGCUCCUGAGUGCUGUCGAGCACGGAUCACAAGGCGGGGUGUCGUGCUGUGGAUUGGAAUGUUUCGGCCACGCAGGGGGCGAUCGACGGGGUUGGCCAGGCGGCGCGGGCGUGUGGGCCUGAGCGUGGGAGCAAUUCUGCACCAUCACACUGUAAAUGUAUCUUUCA